Messenger RNA from Drosophila melanogaster (fruit fly), 2505 nucleotides. RefSeq names its product PHD finger protein 7 (gene Phf7). The transcript is spliced from 4 exons. NCBI's taxonomy places the organism in Eukaryota, Metazoa, Arthropoda, Insecta, Diptera, Drosophilidae. The coding region runs from base 380 to 1942 and encodes 520 amino acids. Gene Ontology annotation, cellular component: nucleus. The record is from RefSeq and is marked reviewed.
CAGAAGCUCACAGGUCAGAGAAGAAAUUUUCGGAAUAAAAAAAUAAAUAUAACAAGUUUUCAAAAAUAACUCCGCACCAAACCCAUUUAACCAAAUCAAAAGCUUAAAGCAGUGAAUAGUGUUAUUUUUAAAAAUUUAGCACAAAUAAAAAGUUCGGGAAUUCAACGCUUUUUGAACAGCAGUUUUAGGCAAUUCGUGCCAACGCAAAUAAAAUCAAAUCAACUCGAGGCGAUCUGGCAUCUCUGGCUGCAGGGCUAUCUCCGAUAAACCGACGUUCAUUGCGCGCGAAAACAGUCAAUCGCUUCUCAAUCGGCGAGAUUUGUUUUUUUCGGCUGCUGUUGCUGUUUUAGUUGAGGGAUUGGUCACCGGAAACGCAUCCAUGGUGCAGAUCUGCGUGCUGUGCCUCAGCGGCGAGCGGGACGAGCUGAUCUUCGGCACUGUGCACGUGGAGGGCAACAUGAUGGUGCACCGCAACUGCUUGUACCUCAGCUCGAAUCUCAUCCAGCGUGGCGAAAAGAAAUUGAGCAUCAUGAACUUCCUCAAGGAGGACAUCGAAGCGGAGGUCAACCGCUGCCGUUUGCUUAAGUGUUGCUAUUGCCGCCGCUUGGGCGCCAAUAUUUGGUGCUGCAAGUCGGGGUGCCGUCGCACCUUCCAUACCAAGUGCGGCGUCGAUAAUCUGGCCCAGAACCAGUUCUGCGACACGUACAACUCGUUCUGCCAUCAGCAUGUGCUGGUGCCUCGAAACCGUCCGGUGUUCAAGAAUGACGAGGAAUGUCUCCUAUGCGCGGAGGACGUGGUUGCCAAGGGCGAGCGCUUCAGCGUGGUGACCUGCCUAUACGCGCCGUGCUGCCGCAAUGGAUGGUUCCACCGCAGGUGCCUGCAGCGCUACGCCAACUCGUCCGGCUACUUCUUCAAGUGCCCGCUGUGCAACAACACAGAUGUGUUCCGCAGGGUGGCUUAUAUGGGCAUCGCGGUGCUGGACCAAGACGCUUCCUGGGAGACCGAGCCGGACGCCUUUGCUGGGCAGUACCGCCGCGAUGUCAAUUGUACGGCCGCGUUGUGCGUUGCGGUCUCUGGUCGCGCCGACACUUCCGCCAUGCUGCUGUACUGCACCUCAUGUGGCGCCAAUCCGUCACAUUACCUUUGCACGUUGAAGACUCUCCAAAACUACGUCUGCAAGGUUUGCUCAGCCGUCAGCCCGGAGGCAGUGCCCGUUGCCGAAUCGGACUCGGAUGACGCCGGCUCAAUGGACGACUCGGCCGAAGCCCCACGUCCAGGUCACCUAAAUGGUGAUCAGAUUCAAGAGAAGCUAUCACCCUCCCAUUGGGAUGAUUUCGGCUCCUCCGACGAUGAUGCCGUCUUUCAGCGUGCGUUCGAUACCAAAGUGCAGAGUCGCGUGGUGACCCUCUCCGAUGAUCAACCAUCUACUUCUGCGGGGGCACGCGCUUUAGCCGAUCGUGGAACUCGCACAUUUGAAUCACAGGGAACGCAAACAACAUUUCUCUCAAGUGUAGUAACCUCGUUUCGCUCUGCUACUGCAACUGCGACAUCAUCCACAUCCACAUCCACAUCCACAUCCGCAUCGACACUUGAUAACCAAGAAAACACUGAGCCGUCCACAUCGAAUGGACGUCGUCCCUGGCGCCCUAGAUACGUCUCGCCGCCUAGACACGUGUCGGAUAGCGAUGACGAUAGUGAUGAAUAUGAUAGUGAUGAAUAUGAGUCGAAGAGGCGCCAACUUACGCCCACUGCCGCUGCGCCGUCGAAUGGCAGGCGUCUGUUGGGCUCCAUCUCGCCGGAGCCGAGCACUCCUGCUCCACGUGUCUUACGUCGCCGCACUUUGGCCAACAGGCCUUCCUCACUCGCCAACAUGGAUAUAUCCUGUGUGGCCAAUAGGACCCGCCACCGCUUGUCCAACCACAUGGCCAGCCGCAAGGAUUAGGAGAACAGAUGACAUUACAAUAGAUCACACUCGCACAAAUCCAUGUACACGGCAAGAUCAAUAUGGAUAUAUCCUGAGUGGGCAGGAUACCCGCAGGGACUAGGAGAACAGAUGACAACAUCACGAUACAUAACACUUGCACAUUCCAUUAACCAUCACAUCGACUAGGUUGUGGACCAAAUGCGUGCGUUUGGUUCGCACCCGUUAUUCUCUAUUUUCCGCCUUUUGUACAUAUAAAAUUCCAUUAAAAUCCUGUUCUCCUAGCGGUAUUCGCUAAUAAGAUGCAUUUACCAUUUAUUUGCUUUGUUAAGUAAGCUAAGUAAGUGCUCCUUUCCACACGUAUAAAUAACUUGUAUACAUAUUUACUUUAAGUAGCUGUAGACAUUAUUUUCCCCAUCUGACUUUCUUUUCAGCAGCUCGCAGUGCCUACAUUAUUUCAAUUACUCUAAGCAUUACAUUUUUUUGACUAGCGAUCUAAGAAUCCCUGAAUCCAGUAUCUGUAUCAAGAAUCCCAGUAUCUGAACGCUAAAAUGAAAUAAAUAAAAUUAAAAUAUUUGAAAAAU